Lichtheimia ornata is the source of this 3975-nucleotide messenger RNA. RefSeq lists its product as uncharacterized. The transcript has 5 exons. The coding region runs from base 1 to 3975 and encodes 1324 amino acids. NCBI's taxonomy places the organism in Eukaryota, Fungi, Mucoromycota, Mucoromycetes, Mucorales, Lichtheimiaceae. The record is from RefSeq and is a predicted model, not a curated record.
AUGCCGACGAAUGAGCAAUGGCUGUCGUCAUUCGAUUGGGAUUCUCGUCCCUUUUUGGGGCUACCCAAUUCUGCCAUGGAGCGUAUAUGUCGAUUCUUACCGACGCAGAAGGCUUUAUAUACAGCAUGUCUAAUACACCCGAGGUGGCUCAAGGCAGCUACCGAUGUGCUAUGGGAAGCACCUGAACUUCGCGAUCCAGAGUCAUUCCGGUUGUUUGCCGAGUCCGUCAAGAACCAUAAAAAGUCGGCACUGGUGGUCAAACGACUCUCGCUAUGUCUACGCGACGAAGAACACCAAACAGUUUUUCGACCCAUCAUGGAUUCAGAGCUAGAACGCCAUUCAUACAACCACGUUCGCAUCCUGACAAGGUCUUUUCUUAUUCACAACAUGGCUCAACAAUGCGAGAAGAUUCGAUCCUACAAGAUCUAUGGAUGGGGUUUAGAGCCUAUGAUGCUUGGGACAUUGGAUACGAUAUUGACAGACCUCGAAUCGCUUACGCUUGUUGGCAGCAAUCCAUCAUUUCAAGGCGUCUUCAUCCAACGCAGCCUGUUGUCAAAGCUCAAAGAAUUACGAUUGGAUGGCCGUUUCCCAAUCAGUCCCCAGUUUGCAAAGGUGAUUAGUGAACGUGCACUCGCGCUGGAAAGUUUACAAGUCUCAUUGGCAGGCAUGGAGCGCGUAUCAUUGAUUUCAUUAUGCUCGGGCAAGCUCGAUUUACGCAAAUUGAUCUUGACACAAGCAACGCAUUUGACAGAGGCUGAUGUACAAGGUGUAUUGGACUCAUUUCCCAAUUUGACCGAAUUGACGUUGCAUGGCACUACAUGGAUAUCAGCAAACACCAUCGUUUCAGUAGUCACCUCGUGUCCAUCACUUUGCAAGCUUGAGAUUCGAGCUGAUCCAGCAUCAUUGAAGAUACCAAUCACAGCCACACGAAUGACACAGGAUUUGGAUAUUGAACCACUCAACCUGAAGCAGCUUUUGAUCGAGAAUCUCAACGUCCCUGAAGAUAUCAUCAAUGCAUUGGCAUCGCGUUGUCCAUCUCUCACGACACUUGGUCUCAAAAAUUGCCAUUCUAUCAAUGAUGAUUCUUUGGUUCCCUUGGUUGAACGUGCCAAUCGCCUCACAACGCUGCAUCUCAUUGCUUGCCCCGAUAUUACAGAAAGCAUCCUACACCAUUUAUGCAAAGGACCUUCGAGAAAUACGAUCAACCACAUCCACAUUGAGCAAUGCGGCAACAUUUCACCACGUGCUAUAUACCAGCUUUGUUGUCAAUGCAGCAAGCAUUUACGCCAUGUUCGACUCGUUGGAUAUAGAAACAUUGCAAAGUCGCCCAUCAAGGAUUUUGCUAUUGAGCGUCCCGGCAAUAUCAGCAACGUCCGUAAUGAUGCAGCCAUCGUGAUUACUUUGGAUGAGAGCAAUAUCGACGCCAUGGUCAACACCGACAUGUCAUCAGAGCCUGAAUUGAUGUCUCUUCCCGAAUCACGUUAUCUUUCGGGUGCUCAUAUCGUAUCCCUGGCACGUAUUCUCAAUAUGGAUGUAUCGACAUUGGAAAAUGCUCUUGAUAGAGCACAGAAUGAAGACCAACCAUGGAACCAAGAUAUUGGAUUUGCAAAUGACGUCAAUGGAUACCCAUCUGGAAAUGAGGGUAUAAGCAAGCGUUCAUCGCGUGUUGCAGCACUCAAGGCAUCAAGUGGUGUUGGUGGUGGAGGAGGAGGACAAAGGCCAACCACACCUGGUUUAUGGGCCACAGCAAACGAAGCUGCCAUCACGCAACAUAUCCCAGGCUCUAUUCGCCAACAACAUGCUAUUCAACAACCAUCUUCAAAUGCACCCUACACUGAAAGAAUGAAGCCACUCUCGCCAGUACAUUCAGAAUCACCAGCUCAACAAGAGGAAGAGUCAGCAUUUGAAUUUGAGGAGCAAGAGUAUAGCAACGAUGACUCUUAUGAAGAAGAAGAUGAGGAAGAUGAGGAUGAGGAACGAUAUGACAAUGACGAGGAGGAAGAGGAAGUGUACCAAGUGCAUAUGAGACCUGAGGAUGUUCAGCGGAACAACAAGAGCAUGUAUCAAGUACCGGAUGAAGUAACGCCACAACCGCAACAACCACAGCCACAACCUUUGACAACGCAAUUGCCUCCUAUGAUGAAUGAAUGGCCAUCUUUAUCAGCCAGCAACAGAAAGAAGCAGCAGGAGGUGGAUCUAGGAGGAUGGGGCUCGACAACAACUGUUCCAUGGGCACAAAAAGCUUCUGGGCAAGUACAGGAUCAGCAGGAGCAAUCUUGGAAGCCACAUACUUUGGAGCAAUAUGAAAAUACAUGGCAACAAAAGGCAUUGGAGACCACCAUUACUCAAGCUUCUCGUCGACGUCCUGUAGCAGGCAAGGUCAAAACGAUGGAGAACGAUGGAUGGGGAACACCUAAAAACUACGUUGCAUGGGAUGAUUUGCGGGUACAAGGAUACGCGCAUGAUGUUCUUGAGCGCCAAAAAAGUAAUGUGUAUUGGGAAAAGUCAUCCAAUGGCGAAUGGCGUGUGUUGAAUCCAAAGGCACCACCCCAAGAAAGACCAGCUGCUAUGCCCAGUCCUCGCCUUCAAUCAUCGCAUGCAGAAAGAAGCACUCCUGCUCCUUUAUCAGCUGCUGAAUGGCCCACAAUUCAAAAAGCUGCUUCACAAUCACCACAUCAACGACAACAGCAAUCACCAUCACAACAAUUACAGCAACCACCACCAAGCACCAAAAAGCCAUUUCCACCUGAAUUAUGUUCGGAUGAUGAGGAGGUGAUCGAUUGGGAUGAAGAUGAUGGUGUAACAAUCAACACUUCCCCUCAAUUUGCAUCGAGAACAUUGCCAAGCAAAGCACCUCCAACAAAGCCUGCGAAUGUACAAAAUCGACCCAAAUCUCCACGACCUACUCCUUCGCACACAAGGACCAACAAUCGUCGAGUAGAUACACCACCCACUACUUAUGCUGGCCGUUGGAAUGAGCCCAUUGAUUUUGAUCAACCACUACGUCCGAAUGAACAACAACAAUCACCACAACAACGCGUUACUCAGCCAUCAUCAACAUCCACUCCUGAAUUUGACUUUCUUAUCGACACCAGUGAUACGGUUAAGAAAACUGUGGAAGAUCCAACCAUCUACAAAUCACCUCGACAACCAGCUGGCAUGGAACUCAGUAGUAUUUGGCAAGACAUGUCCGAUUUAAAUGCACCCUCAUCCACCACAGCCACCGAAUCUCAUCACCAGCAACAACAGGCACCCGAAAGCAGUGAUAGCCAUAGUGAAACGGAUGGUGGUGGCGAUGGAAUACUACAACCUACAAGGACUAUUGUUGAUAACAAUUCAUUGCUUGACACGAGUGAGGAUUUGAUGAGCACCACAUCAACCUUGUCUCAACGCCUACCUGAUUCCACAACUGGCACCAUGACACCUUUGGUACCUGAACGUAUUAGUACGAGCCAAUCAAAGGGACGUGAAGAACCAAGUAAGCAAACAACGCCGACACCUUCACCAUCACCACCCUCGCCAUCGCCACCACAACAACCACAACCAAUGCAAUCAGAUGCCGUGCAAAAGGAUGAAAAGGACGAAGAAAAGAAAGAGAGUGGAUCUUCAUCACCAUCACCCAAAAGCAUUGUUUAUCGUGUCAAUCUAUCUUUGGGAGGGAGUCAAGAGCAAAGUGUCCUUACGGUCUAUGAGAACCAAGCACUACGUGAUGCAAUUACCGAAUAUUGUAUCGAGCACAAUGUUGAUUUAUGCCAUGUGGACAUUUUGGCCGAAAAGUUGCAACAAGGAUACAGGAAUGCUGUGACACGACGCAUCCUCAAAAAGGGUGUACGCAACGAAUCCAAAAAGAAGAAAAAGAAAAGACAACAACAAACAGGUUCACCCACCACCGAUGACACUACCGUCAAUGAUGCAAGCUCUUCCCCUUUGAGUAACAAUAGCCCAACCAACAUCCCCAACAAUGAGCUACUUUAG